This is a messenger RNA of Plasmodium gaboni, 2372 nucleotides long. RefSeq names its product putative EMP1-like protein. Gene Ontology annotation, molecular function: host cell surface receptor binding. Gene Ontology annotation, cellular component: membrane. The annotation marks the transcript as partial. The transcript has a single exon. The record is from RefSeq and is a predicted model, not a curated record. NCBI's taxonomy places the organism in Eukaryota, Apicomplexa, Aconoidasida, Haemosporida, Plasmodiidae.
UUUAAAGAAUGGGGAGAAGAUUAUUGUGGGAAUUACAAGAAAGAGCUGAAUAUAUUAAAAAACGCUUGUAGUACAGUCGAUUGUAGCAAAAAAGAAAAGGCUAAAAAAAUGGAAUGUAAAAAAGCUUGUGAUAAUUUUAAAAAAUUUGUAAAUGAAUGGAAAGAUCAAUAUAAGAAACAAAAAAAUGAAUUUGAUACUGACAAAAAGGAAAAAGAAAAUGAAGUUGUGUAUAAAGAUUUUCUAAACAAAGAAGCUUAUGAAUAUUUAAGCCAUAAUUGUGUAGGUGAAAAAUGUGAUUGUAUAGGAAAUGAAUCAAAGGAACCUAUGAAUAAUAGUGAAAAAAUACCUUCAGGAUUUGAUACACCACCAAAUGUUUAUAUAGGAAAAUGUUCUUGUUCUCCUAAUGAAUCUGCUUGUGAUAAUGAUGAACUUCCUAAAUAUCGUUCAGAACAUCAGCUGGAGUGCCAAGAACUAAAGGAAAAAGGUAAUAAUAAAUGUGAGCAAAAAAAAGAUCUAAUUGGAGAAAAUCCUAAUUUAAAAAAUGUUAAAUAUGGUUGGAAAUACAUUCCUCCAAGAACGAAGCAGCUAUGCUUGAACCAUUUAACAGAAUUAAUAAGUAAUAAUAGUAAUAUUCCUUCUAUAAAUAUAUCGGAGGAAAUGUUCUCUAAGGCAUUACAAAAAGAUGCAUAUAAUGAAGCAAAACUUUUGCAUGAAUACUACAAUAAAAAUAAAGAAAUAUUAGUAAACGGUGGUACUAAGGUAUCCGAAGGAAAAAUAAAUGAAUAUACGCUGGAAGCUAUGAAAAGGUCAUAUGCUGAUUAUUCUGAUUUAAUCAAAGGAAUAACUCAAUACGAUUAUAAUGGAAGAAAAACAAAAAUUGACGAGAUAAUAAAGAACAAAUUAAAUUAUGAUAAUACUAAUGGUAAAAAACAAGAAGACUUAUGGAAUAAAUAUAAAGCGGAUUUUUGGAAUGCUAUGCUAUGUGGAUAUAAAGAAUCCACAAAUAUAAAUACUUCCCUUCUUGAAAAAGAUAACAUAUGUACGGUACCUAAUAUGGACAAGAAAGAUGAAUUUAUGAGAUGGUUUACUGAGUGGGGAGAAAAUUUUUGUUUUCAUAAAUAUAGAGAGUUGGAAAAAAUGAAGGAAUCAUGUAAAUUUACUGAUUGUAAUAUAGCAUCUGAUGAUGAUAAAAUAAAUUGUCAUAAAUUAUGUGCAAAAUAUAAGAAAUGGAUUCGAGAAAAAAAGGUUGAAUAUAGAUUUCAAAGUCAAAAAUAUGAUAUGGAUCAUAAAUCAAAUAAUACAGGAAAAGAGGUUUAUGAGUUUUUAAAAGACCAAUGCAAUGGGAAAUGCGAUUGUAUAUCUGAAAAUAUAUCCGGAGAUAAUAAUGAUAAAGUGUUUGAGGAAUAUUCUGAGGAAGCUAAAAUAGCGUGUCAAUGUCCCCCUGUGCCAGGUACAUCAAUUGACGGAUCACCAUUGGGGCACAUAUUAAAUAUUAAAAAUGUUACUAAAGAAAGACCUGUGGAGGCUGAUCGUAAUGGUAAUCGAAAAGGAAAUUUUUCACCAAAUGAAUUAUAUAAUCCUUCAUAUCCAAUGAAUUGUGCAGAAAAGGCAGCAAAUGAAUUACUAGGAAAGGCAAAAAAGGAUAUAAAAGUUGAUAAAAAUAAAUUAAAGGGAACCCAGGACCUAAAUAUAUAUACUACGUUUCGUAAUAAUGGGUUUGGUGAAAAGUUAAGUUGUCAAAUUCAUGAUAUUUCCAUAAAUCCAUUUGAAAAACUUCCUUGUCAUGGUAAGGAAAAUCCUUUUGAUAAUAAAGAAAAAUGGGAAUGUAAUUCAAACCUAACAAAGGAAAAUAAUCUAUGUAUACCUCCUAGAAGAAAACAUAUGUGUACGAGAUAUUUGGAAACAUUCUUUUAUAGAAGACUUAAUAGUAUCGAUGAUUUAUUGAAGAUAGUAUUACCUACAGCAACACAAGAGGGGAAACAUAUAAAGGAUAAAUGGUUGACGAUAGAUCAUAAUAAUAACCGAACGAGCAAAAUAUGUGAUAACAUGAAAUACAGUUUUGCUGAUAUUGGUGAUAUUAUAAGAGGAACAGAUUUGCUUAUAAAAAAUAAAAUAACUGAUAGAAUGCAGAUUAGAAUACGAUCACUUUUCAAAAAAAUAUAUGAUAAAUUAGAAAAAGAUGAUAAAGAAAAGUAUGGAAAUGAUAAACCAUAUUAUUAUAAAUUAAGAGAAAAAUGGUGGUUAGAAAACAGAAAAACCGUAUGGCAAGCCAUAACAUGCGCAGCGUCUCAUGAAAAUAGUCUUUUUAAAAGAGGAGAUGCAGAUAAUUCAAAUAAUACAAUAUAUAUUCAGAAUAAUUGUGGUCAUGAUGA